CUUGCGAUCAGACGCGCUGCACUAGCUUGGCGUUGAAGCGAAAAGCGAAGGAAAACGCUUGCAAAAUGUAUAAGCCAAAGCCUUUUACACAGCUUUUCAGCUUACUAGCAGGAGCACAAUUGCUGCUUAUAGUUAAUGUGCGCUUAGCAAUCGCUUGCCACGAGGAUCAGCCUUGUUUAACACCACGAAACCGGCUUGGCAGCUAUGUAACACACCCUAAUUAUCUCAAGUUGACCAAGGAGUUGCAAGAAUUAUGUUUGGGUGUGUGCAGUUACAAUGGAACAACACAAUUUCUAUGCUGCCCUUCACUAGAUGAGCCCUCAGACAAAAGAAUAUCGCAAACUCAAUGUGAGCGAGAUCACCGCAAAUUCUCCUUCAUAUUUAUCACGAAUGGCAAGCCUGCGAGAGAAAAUGAAUUUCCGUUUAUGGCCGCCAUAGGUUGGCGCUCUAGCUUUGGCAGCAGUGACAUAACAUACAGAUGUGGUGGCGCUUUGAUCACCAGUCGGCACUUGCUAACAGCGGCGCAUUGCCUUUACCAUUCGGAUGAACCACCAAUUGUGGUGCGCCCAGGUGGUUUCGAUUUAGAUGAUACCGAGGCGAGGGACAUUGAAAUCGAUCAAAUCCACAUGCAUCCAGGUUAUCAGUAUCCGGGUGUUUACAACGACAUUGCAAUUCUACUGUUGAAAGAGGAAUAUUAUGCCGGCAGAUCCGUUAACUCUGGACCAGCAUGCUUGUGGGCAAAACCAUUGCAGGCGGCAAAUGUUACGGCUAUCGGUUAUGGUAAUACACAAUUCGCCGGUUUAUCAUCGUCAAAAUUAAUGAAGGCCGAGCUGAGUAUUCUACCAAAUCAAAAAUGCGCCGAAUAUUAUGAAGAAGACGGCAUUAUAUUCUCGCAAUUGUGUGCAAAUGACCCGAUAAAAAGGGGUGAUACAUGUCAGGGUGACUCCGGCGGCCCUAUUAUAAUGUACCGUAAUAUCGGCAAGAAUUAUUAUAAUGUGCCCUAUAUAGUUGGUAUCACCUCAUUCGGCAUUGGUUGCGGCACUGGAGCGCCAGGAGUAUACACGCGGGUCGCCAGCUAUAUAGACUGGAUUGAGAAAGUUGUCUACUAUUAAAUCCGCCUCGUUUUGGUACUGUAAGAGAAAAAAUAUUGCGUUUUAAAUUGUACGAAAACUUUGUUAUAUUGAAAUAAAUAUAUAGGAGAAAGUAAAUAUUUAAACAUAGAAAGCAAAUAGAAACUUGGACCAUAUAUUUGUUACCUAUUCCCCCAAAUGUAGGCAACAUUUUUGUAAUAUUGAAAAGGGAGUAUAGUAAUGCACUGCACCUAUGAGGAACUAAAAGGUCCUUUUCCCCACAAAAAGGUGCUCAUUUAUCGGAAUCGCCGAUAUUAAACCACUAUAUCAUAUAACUUAAA
Molecule: messenger RNA, 1411 nt
Organism: Bactrocera latifrons
Lineage: Eukaryota; Metazoa; Arthropoda; Insecta; Diptera; Tephritidae
Product: serine protease snake-like
Exons: 8
Coding region: 66-1112 (348 amino acids)
Biological process (GO): proteolysis
Molecular function (GO): serine-type endopeptidase activity
Source: RefSeq, a predicted model, not a curated record